Messenger RNA from Dothidotthia symphoricarpi CBS 119687, 877 nucleotides. Its product is annotated as CIA30 family protein. NCBI's taxonomy places the organism in Eukaryota, Fungi, Ascomycota, Dothideomycetes, Pleosporales, Dothidotthiaceae. Gene Ontology annotation, biological process: NADH dehydrogenase complex assembly. The transcript is spliced from 5 exons. Bases 47 to 811 code for a protein of 254 amino acids. The record is from RefSeq and is a predicted model, not a curated record.
AGACCACAAUAGCUCAGAACCACCUUCACACACCAACAUCUUGAAGAUGGGAAACCAAUCAGACCUUGUUCUUUUUGGCGGCGAUGCCGGCUGGAAGAGUGGAGAUUGGACAGCGAGCGAUGACAGAGUCCGGGGUGGAAACUCACAAUCCUAUCUAUCUAUUCAUAAUACAAUGGCAACAUUCCAUGGAACUCUAGACAUCACUGCCCUUGGCGGCGCCGGUUUUGCAAGCCAACGCACCGCAGGCGAUAGCAAGACCUGGAAUCUCUCCAAAUAUGACGGCAUUCUCCUCAACAUAAAGAAGCGCGACAGCAAACGCUACACUCUCACUCUCAAAGAUGAAAUACUUCCAUUGGCCUCUGACGGCCGAGAGCAGUCGACAAUCAGCUACGAGUAUGAUUUCAGUUCGUCGAACAAGAGCGAGCUUUUCAUUCCGUGGAGAGAGCUAAAUGCUACAUAUCGGGGGCGGGAGAAGGACGAUGCACCGCCGUUGAAUUUGAAGCACGUGAAGCGGUUUAGCAUCAUGGCCAGGAGCUUCUUCGGCGCGCAAGAAGGCGAAUUCUCAGUUGAGAUUGAGUCGAUCAAGGCCAUUUCCCAAUCUGGCGAUCUGGAGAAGGGCACUAUGGUCGAGAGGAACGGAGCGGAUGAAGUUGGCAAUAAGGAACCUUGGUCGUGGAAAAACUCAAACGCUGUUGGUCUGGCGGUCAUUCUCUCUUCUACAUGGGCCAUCUGCUUUGGCGUUUGCUGGUGGAAAGGCUACGACACGAGUAUCAUGACGCUUUCCAACUGGAUGUGGUGGCGGAAGAAGUAGGUCACGGACGAUGUUGUGAGAUCUUCUCCAACGCACAUGAGAUGACCUGACCGAUAAAACAUUACG